UAGAACACAUAUCCCAUUAUAAAAAAAAACAAAAAAAAACAUAUCCUAUUAUCCUCCCACAAAAAAAGGAAAAAAAAAUCCAUUAUCCAAAACCCCAACACAUAUCCCCUCUUCACCAGCACCAACAUAUAUCCCGCCAUAAAAAAAAAAACUUCUUUACCAUCGCCAUUAGCCAAACCCGGGUCUCCUUCCCCCACAGGCAGAGACCAAGCUGCCGCACCUGCCAUGUAUGGACUACUGGUUGAGAACUUCAGUGAAUACGUGAAGGCCGAAUAUGGAGAAGAGAAAUGGGAGGAGAUACGGCGACUGGCGAACAUCAACCAGGUCUCCUUCAGCACGCACAAAGUCUACGAGGAGGAUGUCAUACCCCGGCUGGCGAAGGUUGCGGUGACGGUGUUGGGAGUCACCGAAGAAAGCCUAAUGUUCGCCGUGGGAGAAUUCUUCGUGGAAUUCGUGGGUCAGUAUGGGUACGACCGCGUCCUCUCCGUGCUGGGACGCCACGUUCGAGAUUUCCUCAAUGGUCUAGAUAACCUGCACGAGUACCUCAAAGAUGCCUACCCUGAGAUGAAGCCUCCGUCCUUCUUCUGUGAAAACGAGACGAGUAACGGGAUGCUGCUUCACUACCGCUCGAAACGCAAGGGCUACGCGCACUACACCAUGGGACAAAUCAAACAGGUCGCGCGUCGCUUCUACAACACAGACAUGGAAAUCGUCCUCUUAAAAAAGUCCACGGUAACGGACACCUUACACGUGACCUUCCAGCUGACCUUUGACAACAGGGCGUUCGUCAACCAGGUCAACCUCACCCUCGUGCAGGAAGAGCAGUCUUUAUCGCUGAAGGGAAACAUACUCUUCGAGAUUUUUCCCUUCUGUAUAUUGUUUGGGAGUAAGAUGGUGGUACAGUAUAUCGGAAACAGCUUGAUGCAGACGAUACCCGAACUGGUCAACAAGAGACUCACUGACUGGUUCACCCUCAGCCGCCCGCACGUCGACUUCACGUUCAACGAGAUCCUCAAGCGAACCAACAACAUCUUCGAGCUGGUGACGAAGGAGCACGUCUACAGGAACCGAGAGAAGAUGAAUGGGGCGAUCCAGGGCAACAGCAUCCUCACGCAAGAAUACAACAUUAACGAGAGUACCAUUAAGAGGCCUCUACGACUUAAAGGUCAGAUGAUCUACAUGGAGGAAUGGGAAUUGACCUUAUUCCUAGGAACACCUGUCAUGCUCGACCUCGACUCCAUGAUAUACUCGGGACUCUUCAUUAACGACCUCUCCAUGCAUGACUUCUCCAGAGACCGAAUGCUGGCGGGGACGCAGCAGUCGGUGGAGCUCGAGCUGGCCCUCUCCCAGGAGCAGCUCAAGAGCAAGAAGCUGGAGGAGUCGAUGAAGAAGCUGGACGAGGAGAAGAGGCGGACUGACGAGCUCCUUUACCAGAUGAUCCCGAUGCAGGUGGCGCAGCGGCUCAGGAACGGAGAGAAUCCCGUCGACACUUGCGAGACGUUCGAGAGCGUGACAAUUCUCUUCUCCGACGUCGUCAACUUCACCCACAUCUGCAGCCACAUCACUCCGAUGGCGGUGGUCUCCAUGCUCAACGAGAUGUAUUCCAUCUUCGACAACCUCACCGAAAAACAUGGCGUCUAUAAGGUGGAGACCAUCGGCGACGCGUACAUGGUGGUGGCCGGGGCGCCUGAGCGACAGGCCAACCACGGCGAGAUGGUCUGCAACAUGGCGCUGGACAUGGUCGAGGCCAUCACCAAACUCACCGACCCAUCCACAAAAAACCACCUGAGGAUCCGCGUGGGCGUGCACACGGGAACGGUGGUGGCGGGCGUGGUCGGCCUCAAGAUGCCUCGCUACUGCCUCUUCGGCGACGCCGUCAACACGGCAUCCCGCAUGGAGUCCACGAGUGAGGCGAUGAAGGUUCAUAUCUCCCAGACGACGAAGGAUAUCUUGUCUUCCAGAUACCAGGUCGAGGAACGCAAGGAGAUAGCUGUCAAGGGGAAAGGUGACAUGAAGACCUACUGGCUGCUGACGUGCGAGGGUCGCGUCUCCUGCAUGGACUCCGUGACGCUCCCGCAAGCCAUCGAAGCGCAGGCGGACCAGCGGCGGGGAUCGAACGUGUCUCGAAACUACUCACCCAUUCUCCGCGAGGACGUGCUGCGCCACACGCCCACGCCUACUAUCCAGACGCCCGCCCACCCGCCUCCGGAAGUGAUCAAGCCCAGAGCUCGAACCUACAGCAACGCGGGAUUUUCCAACAUCCCCUUGGGCGAGAGCGCGCUCACCUCCGCGUCCACCUGCGACCUCCAGGGCCAGAGACUCCGCUCCCACUCCUGCGACAAACCCUCCUCCGCCCCGUCGAUCCAUUACAGCAACCACGCCUUCAUGUCGCACCAGACUUCCUCGUCGCAGCACACCCUACUGCCGGACGUCCUCAUUGACAACCACCACGCGUGCAGCGACGGCGGGGCCCUCACUCUGUCCGACUCUUCGCCGACGCCCCCGCCCGUCGAGAAAACGCCCCACGUCGAGACCGUGGACAGGGGAACCUCGCCCAUCGUCUCACACGCCUCCUGCUCCGGGUUCAACGCAAAGAACCGAGUCCACAGCCACACAUGCGUGGUUCUCUAACACCGCUGGUAUGGUCCGUUAAGGGGUUUUUGAUACAAAAAAGACAUAAGUGAGGGAUGCUCAUCACAUCUGUGUGGUCGAUCGCCCGAAAUCACUAAGCGUACAAACGGAAAAAGAAUUGAACUCAGGUGUGUUUGUGAGGCUGAGUAAAAAAAUAGGCCCGUGUAACUAUGAGAUAAGGUAUGUCUUAUGAUGAGAAACGCGGCUCCUCAUGAACCAGCCUCACAAUGGGACUAACAGACGCUGAGAUAUCACUGAGGGUGAUUAACCUCUCAUGGGAGAGUCAUCUCACACCACAAGAGAGAGUGAUGAGAUAAUUUGUGUACAAAGACUACAAGAAGAGCCUGGAGAGACACCGACAAGUGACCAUAUAUGCCUGUGUUUCGAGUAUGUAAUAUCUAUUACUAGUAACCAUAAGCUUAGGAGAUUUAAAGACAUGUAAUUCCAGAAAUAUUUACCUCACAAGUCAUAAUCCUAGAAGUUGCUCUCUCUAUAUAGUGUCCACAUAAACGUUAUUUAUUACUCUACGUUUCGAGGAGGGAGGACUAAUAUAUUUUUGGUAAGCUUCGACCGUGUAGCAAAGAAUUAAAUGCCCUUUUUCGUUCAAAUUAUAUAGAAGACAUGUAGAUUUUAGCAAGGAGUAGGGCAGCACCGGAUUUCUAUCGAUCUCUUUGCCAUUCGUAGUCAGGAAAUAAGGAACGUAUGUAUUUUUUCGUCUAUUUUUCAAAAGAAUUAGAAGAAAAAACUGUGAGUGUGCAUCUGAGUGUGAUUCAAUAGAAACAAGUAAGAUUUCUAACAAACUCCGUGCAAUCCUUACGAAUUUGAUAUUUGGCCUCAUGAGGAAAGUUGGUGAUCUGCUCACAGAAUAGAUGUAUCAGAUCAAUUCCCAAUAGCAUGGGUGAGAAAGAAACAAAACCAGAGCGAAAGGAGAGAGAGAGGGAGAGAAAGAGAGAGAGAAGAGAGAGAGAGAGAGAGAGAGAGAGAG
Molecule: messenger RNA, 3616 nt
Organism: Penaeus monodon (black tiger shrimp)
Lineage: Eukaryota; Metazoa; Arthropoda; Malacostraca; Decapoda; Penaeidae
Gene: Gyc88E
Product: soluble guanylate cyclase 88E-like
Exons: 14
Coding region: 226-2631 (801 amino acids)
Biological process (GO): cGMP biosynthetic process; response to oxygen levels; nitric oxide-cGMP-mediated signaling
Cellular component (GO): guanylate cyclase complex, soluble
Molecular function (GO): guanylate cyclase activity; oxygen sensor activity; heme binding
Source: RefSeq, a predicted model, not a curated record